Erigeron canadensis is the source of this 2124-nucleotide messenger RNA. RefSeq names its product pentatricopeptide repeat-containing protein At5g27460. The transcript is spliced from 4 exons. Gene Ontology annotation, cellular component: mitochondrion. The coding region runs from base 29 to 1645 and encodes 538 amino acids. Lineage: Eukaryota; Viridiplantae; Streptophyta; Magnoliopsida; Asterales; Asteraceae. Gene Ontology annotation, molecular function: protein binding. The record is from RefSeq and is a predicted model, not a curated record.
GACCAACCCGGAUUAAACUCCUGCUGCCAUGGCUAUUCGUUCACUUUUCACUCAACUUCAGCAACAAACUUUUCGUGGAAUAGGGUAUAGUGGAGCUGCAAAAGGAUUCUAUUUUCUCAGGGGCAUUUCGUCAAACACUUUAUGUGCGUCGACAUUUCAUGACUUGUCACAUUAUAAUGACAGUUAUGAUACAGACCUCAAAAGCAAGUUGCUUUUUCUUGCGUAUCCUAAGAAAAGCGCGACAAAAGUGCUUCAGAAUUGGGUCGGUGAUGGCCGAAAAGUAUCUAUUUAUGAUCUUAGAGAUGUUUCGCAACAACUUGUGAAACGUCGACGUUAUAAACAUGCUCUUGAGGUAAUGAAGUGGAUGGAGGGCCAACAACGUUUCCAGUUAUCAGAAGCUGAUUAUGCGCUCAGGUUAGAAUUAACCAUUAAAGCCAGUACAUUAAAAGAAGCAGAAGAUUAUUUUGCACAAUUACCAAACAUUGCUUCACAAAAAGCUUCAUAUCUUCAUCUUCUGAACUCAUAUGUUCAAGAGCGAGCUACGGAAAAAGCCGAGUCUCUUAUGAUCAAAAUGAGUAGUUUUGGUGCCAAUGUGACUCCACAUUCAUACAACGCAAUGAUGAAGCUUUACAUGGCCACUUCUCAGUUUGAUCUAGUAUUAUCCAUCAUAUCCCAAAUGAAAACAAACAAAAUACCAAAAAAUGUACUUUCAUAUAAUCUUUGGAUGAGUGCAUGUCACGAGGUUUAUGGGGUCAAACAAGCGGAUAUGGUUUACAAGGAGAUGGUGAAUGACCCUAAUGUUAAAGUUGGAUGGAGCUCUCUUUGUACUUUGGCUAACAUCUACAUGAAAUCUGGACUUUCUGAGAAGGCAGCUUUUGUACUUAGAGACGCAGAGGCGAAACUAUCAACGUAUAACCACUUUGGUUACUUUUUCCUCAUUACAAAUUAUGCUUCUUUGAAAGACAGGGAGGGAGUUAUUCGUGUUUGGGAAGCCUCUAAACAAGUAGAUGGAAAACUCACGUGUGCAAAUUAUAUGUGUAUGAUGUCAUGUUUAGUGAAACUUGGGGAUGUUAAAGAAGCAGAGAAGAUUUUUCUGGAGUGGGAAUUACAGUGUAGGAAAUACGAUAUUAGAGUGUCUAAUAUCCUUCUCGGUGCUUAUGUUAGAGAUAAUCUGAUGGAAAAAGCCGAGGCAUUACAUUAUCAGACAUUGGAGAAAGGUGGGUGUCCAAAUUAUAAGACGUGGGAGAUUCUCAUGGAGGGAUAUCUUAGAAAUCAAAAUAUGGAAAAUGCAGUUUUUGCAAUGAAGCAUGCGUUUAAAUUAUUAAAGCGUUGUGAUUGGAGGCCAUCACCUAUGAUUAUUGGGUCUAUUUUUGAGUACUUUGAGAAAAGUGGAAAUUUGGAAGACGGAAAUUGGUUUUUGAAGGUUCUUAGGGAUUUUAAUCCUGCUAGUUUGGGUGUAUAUCGGUCAUUAAUCAGGAUGCAUGUAGCCAAGGGAAAACCAUUUGGUGAAAUUGUUAAGUUAAUGGAGAAAGAUAAGAUAGAUAUGGAUGAUGAAAUUAUCAACCUCGUUCAAGCUUCACAAACUGGGGCAUUGUCAUACAUACUUAAAAGAAAACAAGAAAUUCAAGGGGCCAAGAGUUUGUGAUUUCAGGUAAUGUAUAUAGCGCAGACGAAGCCCAUGUCUGGCUAAUUAACUUCAUGUUUUCAGAAAGCUAUAAACAGGUCAUUCUAAUGCAUAUUUCUUAAUCAUCAUCAGCAUAGCAUCAUUGAUCUUUCCAACUGUUGAAGCCCACAUCCAUGAUGAGUUUCAUUUGUUGAGUCUCAUGUGGACUUUAAAUUGUCAUAAGGAUUGCUUGCAGAAGCUCGAAGAUUUGACUUAGUUUAGAUUCAUGUUAGUAGAAUAAUUGAUUCAGUUAAUAUCAGUCUUGUUUGUGUCAUUUUCUUAUUUAAAAAGUGCCUGGAUGUGGAUCGAACUUGCCUGUUAUGAAUGAGUCACUUUUGUUCAGAAUCUUAUAGUGGUUACCAAUGGGGAAGGACUAAGGAGAUCGUAUCGGUUUGAUACUCAAGUAUAGGUGGAAAUGUUUCAUUUAUAUUGGAAUUCAAUGAAAUAACUCAUUUUUUAAA